ACAAAUCAUUAUAUUUGAUCCUAGUCAAAAGUCCGAUAUAGAUAUAUCCUUUUACCAACAAUUGUUUAGAAAGUACAAAUUAUGAUAAAGAGUCUAAAUUACAAAUUUAGUAUAGUGAAAUGGGGAAAUUCAGAGUUAUGGUUUUACAUAUAUUGGCUCACAUGCCCUCGCCCAGCCUUUAUGCGUUGGUGCUUUUGAAUUCACACCCUUGCCUGACUUGAAACUUGAGCAUGCCCCUAUUCCUCCACAAAGGAGGCUAUCAAUUUCACCUCAUCUCUCGGAGUUCUCUUCAAUCCCUCCGAAGAUACAGCCAGAAAAGCAAAACCAUUAAAUCCCACAUCACAGCAGGAAGAAACAAACAGAAAUGGCCAGACAGCAACAGGGUCUAGUUAAGGCCGUAAAAGCUGACUUUGCAAAAAUACCAGAGGAAGAAAUAGGCAUCGGGGCAAGGCUACUAUCUGUGGAAAGUUCACUCAAAGAGCUGAAGAGUGUGAUUUGGGAUUUAAAAGCAAAGGCAGGUUUGGUUGAUGACUUGGUGAACCUGGUCAUUAAAGCAGUAAUUGAUACGGAUCUCAACCAUAUUGACCAGCCAACCAUGGCCUUGAUGGACGAAGCUACAAAGGCCUUCACUGAAGUGCCGAACGAGGCUCAAUCUCGCGGGAGCCGCCGCACUGCUGCCAGAAAUGACGGAAGGCAUCAGGGCAGUUCUAGGGACAUUGCAAGAGAGGAAAUAGGCAUCGAGGUGAGGCUACUAUCUGUGGAGAGUUCACUCGAAGAGCUGAAGAGAAUGAUUUGGGAUUUAAAAGCAAAGGCAAAACUGGUUGAUGACUUGGUGAAACUGGUCAUUAAAGCAGUAAUUGAUAAUGAUUUCAACAUUGAACAGGCAACCAUGGUCAUGAUAGACGAAGGUACAGGGGCCUUCACCGAAGCGCUGAACGAGAGCCACCCUGUUGUUGGCGGAAGUGGUGGAGGUCAUGAGGACAGUUCUAGCAAGCACAAUUAAUAUUGUGAUACUUUGUUUUGGUUUUACGUUUUCUGAAGUUUGUGAAAAAAUCGAAGUCCCUUAAUGAAAUCAUAUUUAAGAAUAUCUAAUAA
Molecule: messenger RNA, 1095 nt
Organism: Gossypium arboreum
Lineage: Eukaryota; Viridiplantae; Streptophyta; Magnoliopsida; Malvales; Malvaceae
Exons: 2
Coding region: 365-1003 (212 amino acids)
Source: RefSeq, a predicted model, not a curated record